This is a messenger RNA of Jatropha curcas, 2506 nucleotides long. Its product is annotated as phenylalanine ammonia-lyase G2B. NCBI's taxonomy places the organism in Eukaryota, Viridiplantae, Streptophyta, Magnoliopsida, Malpighiales, Euphorbiaceae. Gene Ontology annotation, molecular function: ammonia-lyase activity. The record is from RefSeq and is a predicted model, not a curated record. Gene Ontology annotation, cellular component: cytoplasm. Gene Ontology annotation, biological process: L-phenylalanine catabolic process.
CAAUUUAGUUGAUCGGACUCAGGAAUUUUGGGCCACCUGAAAUUUCCUUAAGCAUAAAUAUAACAUUAACAAAAAAAAAAAAAAUCCCUCCAUUUUCUCGCACUUUCCCAGAAAACAACAAGAUCAAACAAACACAAUAUGGAAUUCUGCCAGCAAACGCCUAAUAAUGGCAAUGGUUCGCCAGGUUUUAACGUGAGUGACCCAUUGAACUGGGGCGCAGUGGCGGAGUCAUUAAAAGGAAGCCAUCUUGACGAGGUCAAGCGCAUGAUUAAUGAGUACAGAAAGCCAGUGGUUAAGUUAGGGGGUGAGACCCUGACCAUAGCCCAAGUGACCGCAAUCGCGAACCGCGACGCCGGUGUUAAGGUCGAGUUAUCAGAGGCGGCUAGAGCCGGAGUUAAGGCAAGUAGUGAUUGGGUUAUGGAUAGCAUGAAUAAGGGUACAGAUAGUUAUGGUGUAACCACAGGCUUUGGUGCAACAUCUCAUAGAAGAACCAAACAAGGAGGUGCCCUGCAAAGGGAGCUCAUAAGGUUCUUGAAUGCUGGAAUCUUUGGAAAUGGAACCGAAACUUGCCAUAUAUUGCCUCAUUCAGCAACAAGAGCAGCAAUGUUAGUGAGAAUCAACACAUUACUGCAAGGUUAUUCUGGCAUAAGAUUUGAGAUCUUAGAGGCAAUUACCAAAUUCAUCAAUCACAACAUCACUCCAUGUUUGCCUCUAAGAGGCACAAUCACUGCCUCCGGUGACCUUGUCCCAUUGUCCUACAUUGCUGGGCUUUUAAUAGGCCGGCCCAAUUCCAAGUCGGUCGGGCCCAACGGAGAAUCGCUAGACCCAAGUGAGGCAUUUGAGCUUGCUGGAAUAGAUAGUGGAUUUUUUGAAUUGCAACCUAAAGAAGGUCUAGCUUUAGUAAAUGGGACUGCGGUUGGUUCAGGUUUAGCAUCAAUGGUACUCUUUGAAGCUAAUGUGUUGGCAAUUUUAGCAGAAGUACUCUCAGGAAUUUUUGCUGAAGUUAUGCAAGGAAAACCUGAGUUUACAGAUCAUUUGACACAUAAAUUGAAGCAUCAUCCAGGUCAAAUUGAAGCAGCAGCAAUAAUGGAACAUAUAUUGGAUGGCAGCGCAUAUGUGAAAGCCGCAAAGAAGUUACAUGAACUUGAUCCAUUGCAAAAGCCUAAACAAGACCGAUACGCGCUAAGAACAUCUCCUCAAUGGUUAGGACCUCAAAUAGAAGUCAUAAGAGCUGCAACAAAAAUGAUAGAGCGCGAAAUAAAUUCUGUUAAUGAUAAUCCAUUGAUUGAUGUUUCAAGGAGUAAGGCCCUUCAUGGAGGAAAUUUUCAAGGGACACCAAUUGGUGUAUCAAUGGAUAACACCAGAUUAGCUAUUGCUUCAAUUGGUAAACUCAUGUUUGCUCAAUUUAGUGAGCUUGUUAAUGAUUUUUACAACAAUGGUUUGCCUUCAAAUCUCACUGGUGGAAGUAAUCCAAGCCUGGAUUAUGGAUUCAAAGGCGCUGAAAUUGCCAUGGCAUCUUAUUGCUCUGAGCUUCAAUAUCUAGCUAAUCCUGUCACUAAUCAUGUUCAAAGCGCGGAGCAACAUAAUCAAGAUGUUAACUCUUUAGGGUUAAUCUCUUCAAGGAAAACAGCCGAAGCUAUUGAUAUAUUGAAGCUUAUGAGCACCACUUUCUUAGUUGCACUAUGCCAAGCUGUUGAUUUAAGGCAUUUGGAAGAGAACUUGAAAAAUGUGGCAAAAAAUACAAUAGGUCAAGUUGCAAAGAAAGUGCUGACCAUGGGACUCAAUGGAGAACUUCAUCCUUCAAGAUUUUGCGAAAAGGAUUUGCUUAAAGUUGUGGAUAGGGAGCAUAUUUUUGCUUAUAUUGAUGAUCCUUGCAGUGCAACAUAUCCUUUAAUGCAGAGACUAAGGCAAGUUCUCGUUGACCAUGCUUUAAAGAAUGGUGAGAAAGAGAAAAACUCAGCUACUUCAAUUUUUCAAAAGAUUGAAAUUUUUGAAGAGGAACUCAAAACCCUUUUGCCUAAAGAGGUGGAAAGUGCAAGAAUUGAUUUUGAUAAUGGAGUUUCUGCUAUUCCCAAUAAGAUUAAGGAAUGCAGGUCAUAUCCAUUGUACAAAUUUGUGAGGGAAGAUUUGAGUACUGGUUUGCUUACCGGAGAAAAAGUCCGAUCGCCUGGAGAAGAUUUUGAUAAGGUUUUUGAAGCUAUAUGUGCAGGCAAGUUGAUUGAUCCAUUGCUUGAAUGCUUAAAGGAGUGGAAUGGAGCUCCUCUUCCUAUAAGCUAAGAAAUAUUUCAAUUGUGAUGAAUUUUCUUCUUUUUGCUUUUGUUUUAUAUACAUAAAAGUCUAUAUGUGCUAUGUUAAUUCGUAAGUUAAAACUUGUAAUAUCAAACUUGUACGUGCUUAUUAUAUGUUUGUUAAUUUUGUUCAAUCCAUCAAAGAAUCUUAAAUUCUUUGUACCAUGAAAGUUUCAUAACAACAAAAUAAUGCAAUCAAGAUUAUUAAUUAAGUGUUC